Gossypium raimondii (Peruvian cotton) is the source of this 1785-nucleotide messenger RNA. Its product is annotated as alpha-L-fucosidase 1. The record is from RefSeq and is a predicted model, not a curated record. The coding region runs from base 131 to 1591 and encodes 486 amino acids. The transcript has 3 exons. NCBI's taxonomy places the organism in Eukaryota, Viridiplantae, Streptophyta, Magnoliopsida, Malvales, Malvaceae. Gene Ontology annotation, cellular component: lysosome. Gene Ontology annotation, molecular function: alpha-L-fucosidase activity. Gene Ontology annotation, biological process: fucose metabolic process; glycoside catabolic process.
CUUCACUUUUUUGCUUGUCAUCGAAUCUGCAAUACCCUCUUUUUGUUUGGUCCCAUUAUCGUCUUAUCAUCUUAUGCUUUUUCUCUUUUCACCACUUCAUUAUUAGCAAACAACCAAGUCCAUAAACUUUAUGGCUAAGUUUUGGUAUUUGGUAUGCAUGAUCACAUUCCUCGAGCUGUCAAAAUUGGCUAUUUCCCGGCCUGAACAAGUUCCAACACCACCACUACCAGUGCUACCACUUCCAACAUUUUCACAACUCAAAUGGCAACAAAGAGAACUCAUAAUGUUCCUUCAUUUCGGUGUCAACACAUUCACAGACUCCGAACUGGGCACCGGCAAAGAAAACCCAUCAAUAUUCAACCCCGUCGGUCUCGAUACCAAACAAUGGGUCACCGUAGCUGCCGAGGCAGGGAUUUCUCUAAUGAUCCUCACCGCAAAACACCACGAUGGCUUCUGCUUAUGGCCUUCUAAAUACACCGACCACUCCGUUAUAUCCUCUCCUUGGAGAAACGGCCACGGCGACGUUGUACAAGAGUUCAUCGACGCUGUCAAGACCCAUGGCGGCGGCGGCAUCGAUGCUGGGCUCUACCUUUCGCCAUGGGAUCGUCAUGAUAAAAGAUACGGACAUGAUUUGCAGUACAACGAGUAUUAUUUAGCUCAGUUACAAGAACUGCUUUCUAAAUAUGGGAGUGUGAAGGAGAUAUGGUUUGAUGGAUUCAAGGGCAAAGAAGCUAGGAACAUGUCUUACUACUUCUCUGAUUGGUUUGCAAUGGUGAGAGAGUUGCAGAGUUCGAUCAACAUAUUUUCCGAUGCCGGUCCUGAUGUACGGUGGGUCGGGAACGAAAAAGGAUCCGCCGGAAACACGAGCUGGUCUACCAUAAAUAGUACCUUGCUGUCGAUCGGAAACCUAAGCGUUCUCGACUAUCUCAAUACGGGAGAUCCAAAAGGAACCAAUUGGUUGCCGGCAGAGUGUGAUGUUUCAAUCCGAGAAGGAUGGUUUUGGCAUAAAUCACAAUCACCAAAGAUGUUAAGCCAGCUUCUAGACAUCUACUACAAGUCAGUCGGUAGGAAUUGCGUCAUGUUACUCAAUGUACCGCCCAAUUCAACCGGACUCAUAUCAGAAUCUGAUAUUCAUAGAUUAAAAGAGUUUCGAACCGCGAUCGAUACGAUAUUCUCCACCAAUUUAGCUGAAAAAUGUACUGUUAAAGUUAGCAGCCAGAGAGGAGGAAAAGGCGGUGGGUUUGGUCCAGAGAACGUGUUGGAUAAUGACCAUGUAUGGACGUAUUGGUCACCGAAAGAAAAUAAAAACGAGCAUUGGAUCGAAAUAAAGGUACCCAAUGCCGAAGAAGGAAUGAAAUUCAAUGUGGUGAGGAUUCAAGAACCAAUUGGACUAGGACAAAGGAUCAUAAAGCAUGAAAUAUAUGUGGAUGGUAAGAAAGUGGUGCAAGGGACCACAGUGGGAUAUAAAAGGCUACAUAGACUUGAAAAGGUACUUCAUUGUAGGGUUGUGAGGAUUAUUGUAAAGGAAUCAAAGGGAUUGCCUUUGAUAUCUUCAACUGGUUUGCAUUUAGAUCCUUAUUGGAAACCCUAGAAGUAAUUGGGUUUUCAACAUUAAUAUAGUUUAGUUUUUUUAUUGGAAUAAAGAAAUGGUUUAAUUGUGCUUUAAGUUCUUGUAUUUUUCAUACAUUUCAAAUUUAGUUUCUUUUUAAUUUUUAAUUUUGAGAAAUGUAAUCCUGUUAAAAUUCUCAAUAAUUCAUGUCCAUUAUAAUGUUUGUUCUUUUAUUA